GGCCAGCGCGGCGCCCGGCUGGGCUGCGGGCGGGAUGCGCGCGGGGCUGCGCGCGCGGGGCUAGGGCGCGCCGGGCUCUGCACACCGGCCCGCGCGCCGCCGCCGUCACCAUGAAGAAGCAGUUCCACCGCAUGCGCCAGCUGGCCAACCAGACGGUGGGCAGGGCAGAGAAGACAGAAGUUUUAAGUGAAGAUCUUCUUCAGGUGGAGAAGCGGCUGGAGCUGGUGAAACAGGUGUCACACAGCACACACAAGAAGCUCACUGCGUGUCUCCAAGGCCAGCAAGGGGCAGAGGUGGACAAACGCUCUAAAAAAUUGCCUUUGACAACAUUGGCUCAGUGUUUGAUGGAAGGGUCUGCUAUCCUGGGAGAUGACACGCUUCUUGGGAAAAUGCUCAAACUGUGUGGAGAGACAGAGGACAAGUUGGCUCAGGAACUGAUUCAUUUUGAAUUGCAAGUAGAGAGAGAUGUGAUUGAGCCCCUGUUUUUGCUGGCUGAAGUGGAAAUCCCAAAUAUUCAAAAACAGAGGAAGCAUUUAGCAAAGUUGGUGCUGGACAUGGAUUCUUCACGAACAAGGUGGCAGCAGACUUCCAAGUCGUCAGGUUUGUCCAGCAGCUUACAGCCUACAGGUGCCAAAGCUGAUGCCCUCAGGGAAGAAAUGGAGGAGGCUGCCAACAGAGUGGAGAUUUGCAGGGACCAACUUUCAGCUGACAUGUACAGUUUUGUGGCCAAAGAAAUUGACUAUGCAAACUACUUUCAGACGCUAAUAGAAGUGCAAGCUGAAUACCACAAGAAAUCAUUGACACUCUUGCAAGCAGUGUUGCCUCAGAUAAAAGCACAACAGGAGGCCUGGGUCGAAAAGCCUUCCUUUGGAAAGCCCCUGGAGGAGCACCUCUUGAUCAGUGGCCGGGAGAUCGCCUUCCCCAUUGAGGCCUGUGUGACGAUGCUGCUGGAAUGUGGGUUGCAGGAGGAGGGACUUUUCCGAGUAGCUCCAUCUGCCUCCAAGCUGAAGAAGCUAAAAGCUGCCUUGGACUGCUGUGUGUUGGACGUGCAGGAGUACUCAGCAGACCCCCACGCCAUUGCAGGCGCUUUGAAAUCUUACCUCCGAGAAUUACCAGAACCACUUAUGACUUUUGAACUUUAUGAUGAGUGGAUUCAGGCUUCUAAUAUCCAGGAGCAAGACAAGAGACUUCAGGCUCUGUGGAAUGCCAGUGAAAAAUUGCCCAAGGCUAAUCACAACAACAUCCGAUACUUGAUCAAAUUUUUGUCCAAGCUUUCAGAAUAUCAAGAUGUAAACAAGAUGACUCCCAGUAAUAUUGCAAUUGUGUUAGGACCCAAUCUCUUAUGGCCACAAGCAGAAGGGAACAUCACAGAGAUGAUGACGACAGUCUCCUUGCAGAUUGUUGGGAUUAUUGAACCUAUCAUCCAGCAUGCAGACUGGUUCUUCCCUGGAGACAUAGAGUUCAACAUCACGGGGAGUUACGGGAGCCCAGUGCACGUGAACCACAAUGCCAACUACAGCUCCAUGCCUUCCCCUGACAUGGACCCAGCUGACCGGCGCCAGCCUGAGCAGGCCCGCCGGCCCCUCAGUGUUGCCACAGAUAAUAUGAUGCUGGAGUUUUACAAAAAGGAUGGCCUUAGGAAAAUUCAAAGCAUGGGUGUGAGGGUCAUGGACACGUCCUGGGUCGCCCGAAGAGGCUCCUCUGCCGGCCGGAAAGCAGCCUGUGUGCCGCCCCCGGUGCAGCCGCCCGCCCCGCCCGCCGACCCAACGCCCCUGCCCCAAGGCCCCCCAGAGCCCGCGCUGUCCGCCGCCAGCCUGGGCCUCCAGCCGGGGCCCGAGCGGACCAGCACUUCUAAAAGCAAGGAACUUUCUCCAGGAUCUGGCCAAACAGGAAGUUUGGGCUCCAGCCAGGGGACAGCCAGUGCAGGGCUGCAACUAGGGACACAGCCAAGUGCCAAUUCCAGCCUGUCACCUGCAGAUCAGAGCCCGCAGACCCUCCGGAAAGUUUCCAAGAAGCUGGCACCAAUUCCACCCAAGGUCCCCUAUGGCCAAGCAGGGGCUAUGGCUGACCAGUCCAGCAGCCAGCCUUCCCCACUCAGCCUGUCCCCAACCCCGCCCAGCACCCCUUCGCCCUAUGGACUGAGCUACCCUCAGGGGUACUCCUUGGCACCAGGCCCACUCUCCCCUGCUGCGACUCCUUCCCUGGCUUCUCCUUCAGGUCUCACAAGCACUUUAACCAAAUCGCGACCCACCCCUAAGCCCCGACAGAGACCCACUCUGCCGCCGCCUCAGCCUCCCACGGGAAACCUCUCCGCCUCUAGCCCACAGUCCGCAGAGCACCCCGUGCUAGAUGGCAUGUCCCCUGUGGAAAGCAUGUCUACAGACCUUGUCCACUUUGAUAUCCCCUCCAUCCACGUAGAGCUUGGGUCAACACUCCGCCUGAGUCCUCUGGAGCACGUGCAGCGACACUCAGUGACGGAGAAGAGAGAUUCAGAGGAAGAGUCUGAGAGCACUGCCCUCUGACGUGGCGGCCUGCCCCAAGGUGUAUAUACAGACUCGGCCAGGAGCACCCCUGGGCUUGCCAAGUGUUCUUCGUCGGCUCCUUGCUGUGACUACCAACACUAGGCUGGAGUUUGUGCAGAAAAUUGCCCUCCCCAGCCUGAGUGCCAUAUGUAGGUGGUGCAGAUGGUUUGUUCCUGUUGGGUGGUAACUUUGGCCAUUUGUUUGAUCUUUGCCUUUUGACUUUGUGCCUAUUUUGUCUUACUUUCUGUCUCCAUGCCAAACAAUACCUUUUUUUCCGCCCAAGGGUAUACCUGUCUGCAACUGCUUGAGAGUAGUUUUCUGUUAGCCCUGAGGACUGCUACCUGUGCUCUUGACAGCCAAGACCCAGUGCCACAAUGCCAACUUAUUUGCUCCAGAGCAACAAAGGCUAGCAGAUGACCUUCUCGUUUACAUAACACUAGUUCUAGAAUUUUGAAGACUGACUUGCUUGACAGGCAGGGCUCAGAUGGUAAAAAACCACCCCUAAUCCCUGGGCUUUGAAUUAAAUGGAUUAGAACAGUAUUUCAUUUACUGACAAUUUUAUUUUCCACAAUGUGUGACUGAAAGCUCCCAUUUUCUUGUUUUAUAUUCCUAAACUUAAAAAACAAAUUACCAUUAAGGUUGCCGAGAGGGCCUAAACUUCUCCACAUGCCCCCAAAACGUGAAGCGGCUGAUACCCCCCAACCCCAGGCUCCCAGUGCACCCAACGUAUUUGGCCCACAGGGUCCCAUGACCCACCCUUUCUCUUGGAGGUCACAAUGUAUAGCAAUAAUUCUGUUUCCCAAAGCAUGGAGAGCAAAGUGGCACUGGCCUUCAGAGACAACAGGCAGUGGUGUGCCUUGGCCCCUCCUCAUGAAACCCCAUCCAUUCUCACGGAAGAGCCAGGGUGGUCCUGGGGGAGCUGAGUUACAGUGCAGCAGGUUUGCGUCAUGCAUGCAAAGUCAAACUUUACAGUUUUAUCCUUUUAAAAUAGAUAUAUCUAUACACGAUAUAUUUGUAUAUAUGAAAUCUCUAUAUUUGUUUAAUUUGAGCCAUUAAAUCUAAAUCAGUGUACAGGUAUACAAUGAAACAAUCAAAUGCUUAGUUAUUUUUCCCAACACAAUGUAAAAUAAUCUUCCUCUUCAGACAGAAUUUGCAAACUUUCAAUGUCCAUGGCUUUGCUUACUUCCUGGCAAGGAUGUUCAGUACCCAAUUUGUAAGAGCCCAGGGGUUGAAAGUUUCCUUUAAAUACAUGUACAAAUAGUUGUCUAAAGCAAUGUUAUUAAAAUAGAUUUAUUAUCCCUGA
Messenger RNA from Sorex araneus (European shrew), 3825 nucleotides. It is a transcript of the gene ARHGAP44, whose product is annotated as Rho GTPase activating protein 44. The transcript is spliced from 21 exons. The coding region runs from base 111 to 2522 and encodes 803 amino acids. Lineage: Eukaryota; Metazoa; Chordata; Mammalia; Eulipotyphla; Soricidae. Gene Ontology annotation, cellular component: cytoplasm; postsynaptic density; intracellular anatomical structure. Gene Ontology annotation, biological process: negative regulation of Rac protein signal transduction; positive regulation of GTPase activity; neurotransmitter receptor transport, endosome to postsynaptic membrane. Gene Ontology annotation, molecular function: GTPase activator activity; protein binding. The record is from RefSeq and is a predicted model, not a curated record.